AUGAACGUGGAAAAGGAGGUGAUGGUCAGUUUUGACGUAGAGUCUCUCUUUACCAAUGUACCCGUUCAGGAAUGCUUAGAAGUGGUUAAGAAGAAAUUGCAUGACAACAAUAUCCCGAUGGAAUAUGCUAAACUUGUGGAGCACACUUCUAUUAUCCAGUUAUUUUGUAUACAGGGGGAAUUCUUUCUGCAGAUUGAUGGAGUAGCUAUGGGUAGUCCCGUAGCUCCUGUGAUUGCCAAUUUGUGGAUGGAACAUUUCGAAGAACGUGCUAUGUCCACCUUCCCAGUUCCAUUGAAGUGUUGGAUAAGAUACGUAGACGAUAUCUUCUGUAUAUACAAAGGAGGAAAACCACAGACUGAUCAAUGUUUACCGCAUCUGAACGCCAUCCACAAAAACAUGCGGUUCACAGCAGAAAUGGAGAUGAAUCGAGCUUUGGCCUUUUUGGAUGUUAAAGUGUCAGUAAGAGCAGAUGGCACUCUGAGUCACUAUGUGCACAGAAAACCAACACACACUGAUCGUUAUCUACACGCGACCUCUCAUCAUCACCCUCGCCAUUUGAAUGCGGUAGUAACAUCUUUAACCAACCGAGCAUAUGACAUAUGCGACAAUGAGCACAUAGACGCUGAAAUCAGCCAUGUACAGAAGGUUCUUCGCAAUAAUGGUUAUAGGAUAGAUGUUGGAGCCUUGCGGCCAAAACCAAAGGUCAAGACGACCGUACCCAGGGUUGAACGUCAGCCAGCAUUUCUUCCAUAUCUGAAGGGAGUUACUGAUAAGAUAGGAAAUAUUUUGAAUAAAUAUUUAAUAAAAACUAUAUUUACCCCUUCAAAGAAAAUCGCACAGAGUCUACGUUCCCCGAAAGACUGUUUUCCGUUUGAGAGCCCCGGCGUAUACAAAAUAGACUGUAGUUGUGGUAGUUCGUACAUCGGACAAACAAAACGGUCUAUUUCCUGCCGGAUUAAAGAACAUAUUAGUGACAUGAAGAAAAAUGACGUGCAGAAAUCUGCUAUAGCUGAGCAUGAGCAGUAUUAUCAAGAGAGACAUGCGGCCUUAAUGUUGGUGCUGGAGAUGCAAACUGGAUCGUCAUCGCCGAUCCAGCAACGCUUUAUUAAAAAUGGUGUUGUUGAAAAUGCAAGGAACAACAUAGAGAGAGCCCAGUACGAGAGGGAACGACGUGAGAGGCAAUCGAGGGCGAUGGCGAUGCUCGCCGACGCGCUCGGGUGCAGCCCCACGACAUCAAAUACAGAACUAAUGGCGACAGUGGUCAACUUUCUACAGAAGCGUCCUAAAAUAUGA
Messenger RNA from Pectinophora gossypiella (pink bollworm), 1293 nucleotides. RefSeq lists its product as uncharacterized. The transcript has 5 exons. The record is from RefSeq and is a predicted model, not a curated record. NCBI's taxonomy places the organism in Eukaryota, Metazoa, Arthropoda, Insecta, Lepidoptera, Gelechiidae. Bases 1 to 1293 code for a protein of 430 amino acids.